GGCUUUACCUACCUAGUAGUAGUACAAGAUGUCUGGAAUGGAGAAUCUUCCUUUGCCGAGUGGUUGGGAAGCCAAGUUUUCCGCGCAGGCUAACCGAUAUUUCUUCAUCAACCAUGCUGACAAGUCGACGUCGUGGGUCGAUCCACGGACGAUGCCGCAGUACCAGCAGCAGCUGCAGCAGCAGUUCACGCCUCACCCGUGGGCGCCCGCUCAGGCACAGCCCAGACCCCACGUGCAACCCCAGCCCGCGCCCACUGCUGCCGUGCCCGCAGCCACACACGCAGCUCACACACAGCAUCACGUGCCGGCCCAGCAGAGACCUACGACGAUACACCCACCACAGGACCCGCUCCUAUGCAGCACGUGCAAAGAAAUGAAGGUGAAUGCAGCGGGGGAGCAAUGCUGGAAGUGUCUAGCAAGGGAAUUGGUUGGCUCAGACGACAAGGAGGAGGAUGACGAAGCGGCGUCGGACGCACAGCCGAGAACGAGGACGAUGUCCGGCGGCACGCCCGUACACCUGAGACCCGGUGUGAAGAGGGCGCUGUUUAAGAAGCUUAGUCGUGGAAUUCCCUGACGUCCGACGACGACAUCUCCAGAACGUGCUGCUGUC
Priapulus caudatus is the source of this 610-nucleotide messenger RNA. RefSeq names its product transcriptional coactivator YAP1-like. The record is from RefSeq and is a predicted model, not a curated record. NCBI's taxonomy places the organism in Eukaryota, Metazoa, Priapulida, Priapulimorpha, Priapulimorphida, Priapulidae. The transcript is spliced from 6 exons. Bases 29 to 574 code for a protein of 181 amino acids. Gene Ontology annotation, molecular function: protein binding.